GCCAGAGGUGCUUCUUGUUGAGUGUCGGCGCCAGGGCAGUUCCGAGGGUGACGCCCCCCCCCAAUGCUGGGGGCCGAGGGAGAGGAGGAAAGGGAAGCGCCGAUAGGGCGGGAGGUUGCAGGGAAUGGGCGGAGCUGGGCUGAUGCAAUGGGCCUGUCGGAAUCGGUACCAUGUGGUUGUUGGCGGGAUGGAGCGGUGAUGGCGGCGGCAGAAUCGGCUCGGGGCCGGCGGUCUGAGGUAAAUGUCAGGUUGAAUUUAUUCUGCGACUGAGGGGCUCUGCCUGCUGAGUCUUUCGGGCUGUUUGGGUUGCGUGCUGCUCCAAGGUGAACGUCUCAUUUCCUGCAGUCCAUUCUGAACUGGACAUCGCUGCUUGUCUCCUGCUUGGACUCUGCUUUCUCCCCUAUGGAAGCAACCUGAACACCCGUUCCACUGCAAAUGCUUAGAGCUGAAGGAAGACCACCGGCAGCUGUGUGAAGGACUUGGAGCAAAGCUGGAGUGGAAGCUAGUUCCUUGAAAGCUUGCUGCCGCUCAGCCACAUCUCCUUCACGUUGUCCUCUAAUGGAAAAGAACAAGACGGAUUCCCAGAGUGUCGAUGCAACUGAGUCCAGCACGGGGCUAGUGCUGGAGCAGCCUCACAGACCUGCAUGGGGGAACAAGCUGCAGUACAUCCUUGCCCAGGUGGGAUUCUCCGUGGGACUCGGAAAUGUCUGGAGAUUCCCGUAUCUCUGCCACCAGAAUGGGGGUGGCGCGUUCCUUUUCCUCUACCUAAUUCUGCUGGGGGUGAUGGGAAUCCCGCUGUUUUUCCUGGAAUUGGCAGCUGGACAGAGCAUUCGCCAAGGCAGCAUUGGAGUCUGGAAGCACAUUAACCCAAAGCUGGCUGGCAUUGGAUUUGCCAGUUGUAUGGUCUGCACCUUUGUCUCGCUCUACUAUAAUGUCAUCAUUGCCUGGAGUCUCUUCUACUUUGGUCACUCCUUCCAGUACCCACUGCCCUGGGAAUCGUGUCCCUCUCUCCCCAACAACACAGGAGUAGUGACCGAGUGCAGUGAGAGCUCUCCCACCACUUACUUCUGGUACCGUGAAGCCUUAAAAAUCACCAGCUCCAUCAAUGAGAGCGGAGGCCUGGACCCCACCAUGACGGGCUGCCUGCUUGCUGCGUGGGUCAUUGUGUGCCUUGCAAUGAUCAAGGGAAUAAAGUCCUCAGGGAAGGUCAUGUACUUCAGUUCCCUCUUCCCUUACCUCGUGCUUUUCUGCUUCCUCGUUCGAGGUCUCCUGCUGGAAGGGUCAGCGGAUGGAAUUCGCUACAUGUUCACUCCGAAGAUUGAAAUCUUGGUGGACACUCAAGUGUGGCGUCAGGCUGCAACGCAAGUCUUCUUUGCCUUGGGUCUGGGCUUUGGCAGUGUCAUUGCUUAUUCCAGCUACAACUCCCACACCAAUAAUUGCCAUUUUGAUGCCUAUCUUGUCUCCAUCAUCAACUUCUUCACAUCUGUGUUUGCCACGCUGGUUGUCUUCGCCGUGCUGGGCUUCAGAGCAAAUGUCCUCAUUCAGAAAUGUCUGCAAAGGAACAGUCUUCUAGUGACAGAUCUGAUUGAUAGUGGAGUUUUAAAAAGAAGUUUGAUCCCUGAGUCUUUAAACUUUUCAAUGGCAUCGCACGAGCAAUACAGCAAGUGGUUUGACUCUCGGAGAUCGGAGCUGGUCCCUUAUGGUAUCCAGCAGUGUGACCUCAAAAAAGAAAUGCAAAAGGGUGCUGAGGGCACAGGACUUGCCUUCAUUGCUUUCACCGAAGCCAUCACACACUUCCCUGCAUCGCCAUUUUGGUCUCUCCUGUUUUUUCUGAUGCUACUGAACUUGGGAAUGAGCACAAUGUUCGGAAACAUGCAGGGAAUUCUCACUCCACUCCUUGACAACUUCCCCUCGCUGUCCCGGAGGAAGUCGCUCUUCACAGUGUUCUGCUGUACCCUGGGGUUUAUUACUGGAAUGAUCUUUACACAGCGAUCGGGAAAUUACUUUGUCACCAUGUUUGAUGAUUACUCUGCGACACUGCCUCUGAUUAUCGUUGUCCUGUUUGAACUGAUAGCCGUCGCCUGGAUCUAUGGAACUGACAGGUUUAUGGAUGACAUCCAGGCAAUGAUUGGUCGUCGGCCUUUCUUUCUGUACAAGUACUUGUGGAAAUUCAUCUGCCCCAUUAUUAUGGUGGCUCUACUUCUUGCCAGUCUGAUCCGUAUGUGCAUCAAACACCCAACAUAUCGAGCAUGGAAUCAAACCAAGGCAGAGGAAGAGUUAUUGGAGUAUCCGGACUGGGCAUUGGCUAUGAUGAUCCUCCUGAUUAUAGUCGCCUCCCUGCCCAUCCCCCUCAUGUAUAUCCGGCAAGUGCUGCUGGACAGACAGAUCAGUCGCACGGACUACUCCGAGUGUGUCUACAUCGGGGCUGAUGCAGGAGAUGAGGCUUCCUUCCCCCUGAAUGAGAAUGACAAUGAGGCAGUGGGGCCAAACGGCUACCUGAAAGUUGAGACCGAAGAGGAAGGUAUGGAGAGGUCCGAGCUGCUCUCGGACGAGGAAGGAGAGGAGGACGUGUUUGAAAUGGGCGACAUGUCACAGGACAAAAAUCAUGAACUGGAUUUGAAGGUGUAGCUCCUGUGGAGCUUGUUCUGUUUAGGAAACUUCAGGCCUUUCUACAAAAUAUAUGGUGCAAAAAAUUUUAAACACAGCCACCCAUUGGUAUUGAUCUGGGUGGGGGUGUUUCAUUGCCAAUCAGGUUGGGUUUGGAGGUGAUUGUCCUGGCCAGCAGAACAUUUUCUCUCUACCCAUUACAUCCUAAAGAGACAUUGUUCCUUCAGAAAGGAUCUUCCCAUAUAAUGGGUACUGCCUUUACUAAAGUUUCACUUCAGCAACAACCUACUAGAAUUAAGUUAUAUUUUGCAUGAGAAGAAUCACUAAUUAUACAGAAAAAAAACACAGCAUGGUACAAGAAGAGUGAGUUCCCAAAGGGAAGUAAAACUUUGAAAACAAUAUUGACCAUUGGUUUAGGAGCUGGGGAGGGGGGUGAGUUUGCGGUAAAAGUGGGAGUAGCAGGGGGGUGGGGAGAAACAAACCUGUACAGCGCGUGAAAAUGGAUCCCAUGGCUAGGGAUUGUGAGACUCAAACUAAACACUGUUUAGUUCAACAAUUAGUUAUUUAAACACACUGUUGGGGAUGAGAUAUUCUGGGGUCUCCCACAGAAGAGAAACAAGAAACAAGAAAUGAUCAGCAAGCUUUUAGAACCUUGCAGUGUAUAUAGUUCAGGAUUUUUACCAUGCAGUCGAUGCAAGGUAUAAAUCUCUAUUCUGUGCAGUCAUUGUGCAUUUCCAAAUCUCCACUGUGCAGUCAAAUGACUAAAUCUCCCUGCUCUACACUUGGUGUGUGGUUUUAAAUCCCCACACACUUCAUUCAAUGCAGGAUUCUGGAUCAAUGCCAUGUGGUUCUGGUUCUUCCUGCAGUUGGGAUGUGGUUGUAAAUCUCUGUGCAAUCUGUAUAUAUCUCAAUGUCUGUACUGCCCAGUUGGUGCCUAGUUCUAGAUUUAUACAGUUAUGCAGUGCAGAAACGGGCCUUUUGGCCCAACUCGUCCAUACUGACCCAAACAAGUGCUGCUUGCCUGCGUUUAGUCCAUAUCCCUUUAAACCUUUCAUAUUUCUAUAUACCUGUCCAACUGUCUCUUAAACGUUGUUAUUGUACCCGCCUCUACCACUUCCUGUAGCAGCUUGUUCCAUAUACCCACCAUGCAAAUCAUCAAAGAGUGUUUUGGAUCUCUUGUGCAGUGUUUCUACAUCUCUGUACCGGACAAUCGUAGAAAAUUCACAAAGCAGAAAAAGGCCAUUCAGCCCGUUGUGUCUGUGCCAGUCAAAAAAUAGCUGCACAGCUACUAACCUCACCUUCUAGCACUUGGUCCAUAGCCCAGUUCAAGUACACUUCUGAAAUGCCAUGAAGGUUUCUGCCUCCAGCACACUUUCUGGCAGUGAGUUUCAGACCCUUGCCACCCUCUGGAUGAAAACCACACCUCAUCUCCCAGCUCAUCCUUCCAGCAAUAACUUUUAAUAUGUGACCCUUUGUUUUGACCCAUCUGCUCGGGGAAAUAGAUCCUUCCCAUUUACUGUUACAGGCACUUCAUAAUUUUACAUAUCUUAAUUAAAUCUCCUCUUAGCCUCCUUUGUUCUAAAGGAAACGAUCUCGACCUCAUAGUUAAAAUUUUCCAGUUUCCAGCAACUUCCUCGUAAAUCUCCUCUGCAUCAUUUCCAGUGCAAUCACACCUUUCCUGUACCAGCACGCAGUUUUCAAGCUAACUAGUGUUGCAUACCAUUCUAGGGUAGUCACCCUGCUCUUGUAUAUUAAAGGAAAGCAUUUCAUAUGCCCUUUUCAACAGCUUAUUAAUCUGUCCUGCUAUAUUCUGUGGAUCAGUGGAUAUACGUUGCGGGUUUCUUGCGUCUCUCCAUCCUUUGUCUUGUUUUACCUCCCCCAGUGCAUAACUCUGCUUUAAAUUCCACCUGCCACUUUUUUGCCCAACUAACCAGUUCUUCAUUGUCCUCUCGCAAUCUAAAGUUUUCCUGUAGCCCCACAGCUCAUUUUUGGAUCAUCUGUAAACAUCUUCAUCUGCAUUUAAAUCUAAAUUACUUGU
This is a messenger RNA of Pristis pectinata (smalltooth sawfish), 4645 nucleotides long. RefSeq names its product sodium-dependent neutral amino acid transporter B(0)AT2-like. Lineage: Eukaryota; Metazoa; Chordata; Chondrichthyes; Rhinopristiformes; Pristidae. Gene Ontology annotation, biological process: sodium ion transmembrane transport. The transcript has 13 exons. Gene Ontology annotation, cellular component: membrane. Bases 559 to 2628 code for a protein of 689 amino acids. The record is from RefSeq and is a predicted model, not a curated record.